Messenger RNA from Macadamia integrifolia, 3067 nucleotides. RefSeq lists its product as uncharacterized. Lineage: Eukaryota; Viridiplantae; Streptophyta; Magnoliopsida; Proteales; Proteaceae. The transcript is spliced from 7 exons. The record is from RefSeq and is a predicted model, not a curated record. Bases 572 to 2794 code for a protein of 740 amino acids.
UUUAUAUGUUCAGAAAUGGCUAAGCAGAAAGCGAGAGGAGAAGGAACCCUAACAUGAAAAGAUGGACUGAAACCAGAACCCUAGCAGGUAGAAGAAGAUCUGCUUUUGUGCACAUCGGAUAAUUCACCCAUCGUCAACGCCCACCACCAGGUUAUCUACAUCCACAACUAAAGGGAUUAAGAGGGGAAAGAAAAACCAAGAACCAUUCUCCAACUUCCAAACCCGAGAGCUGGACGGGAUCCCCGAAAUUUUCAGCGGAAUUUUUCCCACUGGAACCAACCGAAGUGGGGACGAAACACGCGUCGGACUCUAAGGAAAUAGGAAUUGCGAAUUGGAGGGUUUGUCGAUGAAAUUCAAGCACCUGAUACGGUAAGGAUUUGGGCUAUGGGUGACGUUGAAAAUUCUACAUUCAGUGGGUGAUUCUACGGUAUUCAAACUCAAGGGCAACGCGAGUUCGUUCUUAGGGUUGAUCUUCCGCGCAGGAGAAGAGGGCAACCGUUUACCCUUUUUUCAGUUGCAGACUUUCAGUCUGAUUGUUUUUCUUUUGCCCAUAUUUCUGCAAGAAACAAUCAUGCACGCUAGGCACCGCAGUCCAGGCAGUGGGGUCAGGUCAAUGGGAAUGGGACUUGCUGCGAGUCGGAUCUCACCAGAAGGUUCAGUAAGGGGUCAUGGAAUGUACAGCAUGGAAUACCGGCACCACAAUCGCAGCUUUGGGCGUGGCCCACCAAAACCUUAUCCACCAACUCAGCCGCCCCGGAGAGGGGACAUUUUCAUGGAAGCUGGUCGUCUCGCAGCUGAAUAUUUGGUUUCUCAGGGAUUAUUACCUCCCAAUGUACUUUUGGCAAAGUCACAGAAUGGUAGUUUGAAAAAUCAUAUUGAGGAUUUACAUGAGUUUAGGUCCCAAGAUAGAGAAGGCAUGCAGCUACCUCCUGAGGGCAGAAUGUCAGCCCUUGCUCGCCUUGGGAAUGUUGUUCCCGAUGCAGGUUCUGGCAGGAGAAGAUACAGUGAGGAAUUCAAUCUGACGGGCUCAAGAAAUCAUGCGAGAGGAAAGAGGAGGAUGGGACCUUUUAGAGGUUAUGUUUCGGAUUGGAGCAGUGGAAGGAGUGGGCCAUGGUCUGACAAAGCUAAGUUUUUGCAGGAUAUGGAGGUUGAGGAUGAUUUUGUUUCUGGAUGUCAUAGAGAUCAGAGACCUAGUAUAGAAAUUGCUUCUGGGACCCCAAAGGUUGUUUCCAGUGAACUGAACUUGAAAGGUGAUACUGCAUGCGACUCAGAAUCUGAACUAGAGACUAAUGAGUUCCCUGAUGAUACGGGAUCCAAGGCAAGUUCUUCUAGCACCUGGAAAGAACUUCCUCCCGAGACUGAGGGGGAAAUUUCCAAGUGGUCUGAUGAUUCAAGGGUUUUUAGUAUGGAAACUGGAGAGGUGAAGGAUGGCUCAAGUAACGAUGACAUUGACAAACAAGGAAGUGAUGACAUAGACAAACAAGGAAGUGACGAAGAUUUCACUAUGCACUGUUCACCCAUAGAGGGAGAUCCAGUGAGAGAGAAUGGCAGUGAUUUGCUAAAGCUAUUCAGCUUUACCAAAGUACCUACCAGAACCCGUUCUGCCUUGGCAUAUAAGGGGUCAAAGGUUGAUCCGGUUCCAUUGGGUGGAAAGGGAAACACAUCUGAUAUUGCAAUCGCAAAAACACACUUUAUUGAAGGCACUUUGAGUGCUACUCUGACAAAUCAUAUGGACAGUUCAAAAGGCAUUGAUUCUGACAUUUCUGGAGCUCCUGCUGUCCAGUUUGUAGAGGAUACUGGAGACUUGAAUUCUGAAUGCUCUAUGGGCAGAGGUAAAUGCAGGAGGUCUCAAUCUUUCCCGGAAGAAUCUUUCACGCAGCAUGAACAGGAAUCGGGUCAGGGGCUGUCUGCAUUUGGAAGAUCCAGCUCUAUGAGCAAGUUAAGUGGUGAGAAAAGAACUGGAGAACAUGAUGACAUGAGGGAGGGAACCAAGAAACAAAGAGAAUGGCCUUUAUCCAUGGUCACAGAGAUUGACGAGUCCUUCCACCUUCACAAUCUGAGUGUGAAGCAGCAAUCAAGUUUGCAUGGGGAGAGCCUUUCGCCCGAUGAGGAGGUGGUGGAAGCUGUUGGCCAGGAGAGCUCGGUGGAUGUUGCUCUUUUUCCAAAAGGUGGAGCUGAAUCCGGUAUUGAGUUCAGGGAAGAGAAGCAGCUUUUUCCUAGUUCAUUUAAGAUCUGUGACCUUAACCUCAUGGAGGCUUCUGAUAUGAAUGAGGGCCAUGACAGUGAUCCGAUUCUUGGCCUGGCCUCCACGUUGGAAAUGAAAAAGGAGGCAUCAGUGGAUGUUGGUUUAUCAAUAAGUAAUACUUGCAAUAGAUCUGAUGACUAUGAUAGAUGUUUGUCUGAUACUAAAGAGGCUGCAACAGUUGAUGCGACAAAUGAUUCUGUUAAAGAAGGCAGAUCGUUCAGUACUGCAGAGAGAAAUGCCCAUGAUGCUUGCACCCCGUGCCUUGAAGAUGAUGCCUCUCCUUUUUGGAGUGGAACAGUGUAUUCAAGCCUUGAAAACUUUCCAAACCACACAGAGAGUACGGGUGAUCUUCCUGAUGUCCAGGAUGGUUAUGGUCUCAUGAUUUCUGAGUUGCUCGGCACUGAUAUCUCAAAUUGUUCAUCAGUACAAACAAAUAUUUCUGGUCUGCAUACUGAAAUGAGUCUUCAUAAUGGAGAGGGGAUUCUAGGUGACGAUGACCCAAUAUAUCUAUCUCUGGGAGAAAUACCAAUAAGUAUGCCAGAUAUUUAGUUGAAUGGUUUUCUAGGAGGCUGGGAGCAGCCUACACAGGAAUAUGGAAAGCCUUUCUGAGCCUCGUGUUCAUCAAAUGUCCUUUUCCUUGGCCUGUAUCCAGACCUUUCUUGUAUCUCUCUUGAUGAAUGUAAUAUUUGAAGUUUUGGUUCUAGAUGCUGGUAUUGCUCGAGUUACUAUCGUAUCAUCUAGGUGCUACUCUCUACCAAAGUCAUGUACAAGUAUCUGAUUCUUAAGAAAUAGAAGUUGCUGUUAUAAAUUCGAUUCCUUUAA